Molecule: messenger RNA, 1107 nt
Organism: Mesocestoides corti
Lineage: Eukaryota; Metazoa; Platyhelminthes; Cestoda; Cyclophyllidea; Mesocestoididae
Source: the annotation of a GenBank genome assembly
CCGUUUGACGACAAGCCCAUGGAACCGGAGGAGUUCAUUGACAAUAAUUACGCAGCCGAGAGUGAAGAAGAAGAAGAAGUGGAGGAGUCAGAACCAAGUGAACAUGUGGACGAGGAAGCAUCACACUCGCCUGUAGACAAUCGUCAAUGUGAUGACCAGCAACUGCGUUUUGUUUUGCUCGAAUUCGCUCUGAAGUUCUAUCCAGAAUUAGCCGAGUGCAUCUCAAAGUGUGUAUCGAAUGAGGAGUGUGCCGUUGUCGAACCAGAGGAGCAGAAUUACAGCCCACCGUUUGACGACAAGCCCAUGGAACCGGAGGAGUUCAUUGACAAUAAUUACGCAGCCGAGAGUGAAGAAGAAGAAGAAGAGGAGGAGGAGGAGGGGUCAGAAUCAAGUAUACCUGUGGACGAGGAAGCGUCACACUCGCCUGUAGACAAUCGUCAAUGUGAUGACCAGCAACUGCAUUGUGCCUUGUUCGAAUUCGCUCAGAAGUUCUAUCCAGCAGUCGCCGAGUGCAUCUCACAGAGUGCGCCGAUUGCGGCGUGUCGCGUUGUCGAACCAGAGGAGCAGAAUUACAGCCCACCGUUUGACGACAAGCCCAUGGAACCGGAGGAGUUCAUCGACAAUAAUUACGCAGCCGAGAGUGAAGAAGAAGAAGAGGAAGGGGAGUGUGAAGAACGUUGUAAGUGUGAUAGAAUGCAGCUGCUCCAGUUUUUAGCAGAUUUCUUUCGAGAUGCAUACCCCGAAAUGGCUGACUGCAUACCGAAAUGCGUACCGAGGGAUGUGUGUCCAGCUGAGAGUUGCACAGACAAAGAUGAGUGCAAUGUCGAACCAGAAGAGCAUAAUUACAGCCCACCGAUAAAUGACAAGUGCGAGAAACCAGAGGACUUCAUCGACAAUAAUUAUGCAGCCGAGAGUGAAGAAGAAGAAGAGGAGGAGGAGGAGUCAGAACCAUGUGGAUGUGUUGUUGAUGACCAUGCAGAUCAUGCUGGUCAUCGUUUAGACUGUGUCACUAUGGAGAAGCUAAUUCUUUUGCUGUUAUUUACUCGUCAUGUUUAUCCGGAAAUUACUGAUGGCAUUCGGCGUUCUGUUUGCCAUUGCAAACGCUGA